UUUCAGAUAUCUGUUGGUAUUUAUGCUGGGAAUCGGUUCUUGUACCGUGUAACCCUUUCUGCUACGCCACACUAUCCCUUCAAAGAAUCACUAUGGUGUUCUACUUCACAAGCAAUGGUAAGUGAGCGUCACAAGGAUCCCAGAGUACCGGGUAUCAUAAAGAUAUUUACUUUCAUUUUCAUGAAACUUGUGAAUAAAACCAUAUUUACCAUAAUUUAUAUAUUUUAUAGCAUGCUAAUAAAUUUAUAUCUAAUAGAAAGGUAAUCCUAGUCGAUGAAGAGGAAAAACAAUGUGGAUUAUCUUUUUUAAAUAAAAACUCUGAAACUGGCACACAAAAAAAGCCAUAAACCAAUAAAUAGCGUAAAUAUAGCCCAUUCAAUGCCGGGAGCUAAUAUUAAGGAAAAGUCACAUUUCUAUGAUGUGUGUGUGUGUGUGUGUGUGUGUGUGUGUGUGUGUGUAUAUAUAUGUAUAUGUGUGUGUGUAUGUGUAUAUAUAUAUAUUUUGCUAGGUGCAGCACUUCAGUAAUCCUUGACAAGGUAUAUGUGGAGAGAACCAGAGAAGGAAUAAUAGUGUAGUAUUUUAAAACUGUAGUUGUGAUCGGUAAGAUAAAAGAUCUGCACUCACACUUUUCUGGAGCUUCAAUACAGCUCCAGUGUAUGCGCCUGGGCGGAAUAAUCCCCGCCUAUGGAUGAAGUGCAGAGGUAAUUCGUCGAAUUAUAGGUGUAGUAGGGGGUAUCCUCAUAAAAAAACAAAUAAAUAAAAAUCUAUAUGGUGAAGAAUGUAGAGCUAUGGAGCAAGGGUAGGUAAAAACUAUAAAAUGUACACUCACGUGUAAUGGAGCCAUAAAACCUUGCUCCUCUGAUAGCGCUUGAAGUGGUAUGAUCCCCACUCAAGGAAACAGGUGUAAAUAUAACGUCUGCUGUCUUUUUUAAAUCAUUAAAUUGACCAUCUAAAUAGAUUGACUUUUAUUUCUUUGCCGGUUAGAAUUAAAUGUCUUAUUGUGAAGAAUAAUUUAAAGCUUGGCAUUGUAUUUUUUAUAUCUGUGCAUGGAAACAAUCAUUUAUAUUUACACACAUACAACUAGGUUUGACUCUCUUGUCCCGCCACAGCUCACUUAUGACAUUGUGUUUUUUGGAAACUUGCACACAUUAAAGGGCAGCUCAAUGCCUCAUUUACUCCCUAUUUUUUUUAUUUUUUUUGUUGAGCAGAACUAAAGGCACCUAGAACACUUUAUUUUAAUGACUGGCCACUGUGAUCUGGGUGCAGUGUCUCUUUAAUUUCAACCCUGCAGUGUAAAGCUGUGUAAAAACUGGAAUGUUUACAUUUCAGGAUUAAACACACUUCUAGUGGCGGUCUUCUUCGUACAGUCACUAGAGACCCUUCCCUGUGAGAACCAAAUCAGGCUCUGCUGUCAGCCAAAUGCUGCUCCUAGUGCGUUAUAUUGACUGAGAACAUCGGGAUUGAUGAACGUGGCCAUGGACUGAGAUCUGGGGCUUCACACGGGGGAAAGGGUAAUCUAAACAGCCAGUGGGUCACUACAGUUUUCAUAGGGAAUCCACAGAUUAAGUGUGCGGGAUCCAGACACUUGUUGCAGUUUAUUUAUCUAUAAAACGAUUCAGUCCACUUGGGCCAGAAUUGAAAGAGAGUGAAUGUCCCCAUUUAUUGAUCUGUGAAAAUGCCGUCUGUGUGAGACUGAUUAUAGAGACGGGAUUUGAGAUGUUUGUGUUUUUAAAAAGUUCAUAAACAAAACAAGAAUAAUUAAUUAGAUGGCGUAGCACAAGAAAGUGUCAAGGGUCCUAAAUCCAUAACAAUAAAUUUAUUAUCGAUACAUUUAUACAUAACAUGUAAAAUAUUUUCCAAAGUUCAUACAUCUGGCGUCAGCCAUUUUAUUUUUGUCCUGCAAUGGUGUUCUUGCACAUUCCUGCUUGGGGCGUUCUUUCAGACAAGGGCAUUUAAAAGGAUCUGCCUUUUUUCACAGUGACCUGUUUUCUAAUUUUUUACAAAUAUUUCCGGUUUCACAACAUUGAAAACACAGUCAUCAUGUUACUAAAUGUUACAGUGUAAAUACCCUGCUCUCCUAUCCGGUGUUAUCUCUGUUAACUCUCCCAUUGGCUCCAUUAUCUUGUGUGUUGUACUUGGCUGUUUAUAAAGAAGAAAAUAUGGAUUGUGGCUUCCAUUAUUGCGUAAUUAUCAAGCUGUACAAUGCUACAUUUACUCAACACAGGAAGGUUCCUGAUAUGUAAUAGGAGUUACUUCAAUAAACUUUGGGUAACGUUCUAAUAUUCUGCUUUCAAAUCUACAAUAAUUCUGUUUUAUUUAUUUUUUGCAGUUGUCUCCUCGCCAUAUACGAUUUACAUGGGAAAGGACAAGUAUGAAAGUGAGUUUCUGCCUUUGGCUCCACCUUGUGGUUUAUUAUGGUAUUUAAAUAGUAGAGGGGUUACUGCCUUUGGCUCCACCUAGUGGUUUAUUAUGGUAUUAAAUAGUAGAGGGGUUACUGCCUUUGGCUCCACCUAGUGGUUUAUAAUGGUAUUAAAUAGUAGAGGGGUUACUGCCUUUGGCUCCGCCUAGUGGUUUAUAAUGGUAUUAAAUAGUAGAGGGGUUACUGCCUUUGGCUCCACCUAGUGGUUUAUUAUGGUAUUAAAUAGUAGAGGGGUUACUGCCUUUGGCUCCACCUCAUGUUUUAUUAUGGUAUUAAAUAGUAGAGGGGUUACUGCCUUUGGCUCCGCCUCAUGUUUUAUAAUGGUAUUAAAUAGUAGAGGGGUUACUGCCUUUGGCUCCACCUAGUGGUUUAUUAUGGUAUUAAAUAGUAGAGGGGUUACUGCCUUUGGCUCCACCUAGUGGUUUAUAAUGGUAUUAAAUAGUAGAGGGGUUACUGCCUUUGGCUCCACCUCGUGGUUUAUAAUGGUAUUAAAUAGUAGAGGGGUUACUGCCUUUGGCUCCACCUCAUGUUUUAUUAUGGUAUUAAAUAGUAGAGGGGUUACUGCCUUUGGCUCCACCUCAUGUUUUAUUAUGGUAUUAAAUAGUAGAGGGGUUACUGCCUUUGGCUCCGCCUCAUGUUUUAUAAUGGUAUUAAAUAGUAGAGGGGUUACUGCCUUUGGCUCCACCUAGUGGUUUAUUAUGGUAUUAAAUAGUAGAGGGGUUACUGCCUUUGCUCCACCUCAUGUUUUAUUAUGGUAUUAAAUAGUAGAGGGGUUACUGCCUUUGGCUCCACCUCGUGUUUUAUUAUGGUAUUAAAUAGUAGAGGGGUUACUGCCUUUGGCUCCACCUCGUGGUUUAUAAUGGUAUUAAAUAGUAGAGGGGUUACUGCCUUUGGCUCCACCUAGUGGUUUAUUAUGGUAUUAAAUAGUAGAGGGGUUACUGCCUUUGGCUCCACCUCAUGUUUUAUUAUGGUAUUAAAUAGUAGAGGGGUUACUGCCUUUGGCUCCGCCUCAUGUUUUAUAAUGGUAUUAAAUAGUAGAGGGGUUACUGCCUUUGGCUCCACCUAGUGGUUUAUUAUGGUAUUAAAUAGUAGAGGGGUUACUGCCUUUGGCUCCACCUUGUGGUUUAUAAUGGUAUUAAAUAGUAGAGGGGUUACUGCCUUUGCUCCACCUAGUGGUUUAUUAUGGUAUUUAAAUAGUAGAGGGGUUACUGCCUUUGGCUCCACCUCGUGGUUUAUAAUGGUAUUAAAUGGUAGAGGGGUUACUGCCUUUGGCUCCACCUAGUGGUUUAUUAUGGUAUUAAAUAGUAGAGGGGUUACUGCCUUUGCUCCACCUAGUGGUUUAUUAUGGUAUUAAAUAGUAGAGGGGUUACGGCCUUUGGCUCCACCUAGUGGUUUAUUAUGGUAUUAAAUAGUAGAGGGGUUACUGCCUUUGGCUCCACCUAGUGGUUUAUUAUGGUUUUAAAUAGUAGAGGGGUUACUGCCUUUGCUCCACCUUGUGGUUUAUUAUGGUAUUAAAUAGUAGAGGGGUUACUGCCUUUGGCUCCCCCUUCUGGUUUAUUGUGGUAUUAAGUAGUAGAGGGGUAGGCAACCUUUGCAACUUCAGAUGUGGACAACAUUUCCUUAAUGCUGGCAAACCACCAGGGGAGAUGAGGUCUAGAUGUUCUGAAGAUUGCCUACUCUUGGGCUUCCAGCAGGGUAGCAACCCUUAGUGUGUUAAAAAGCUGUUUGUGUGAUUGUUUCAAAUCCAAAUUUGAUGUUUGCAUUAAAAACAAUUGUUUUGUUAUUAUUAGUAUUAUUAGGGAUUGUUUACUUGUACUCACUUAUAGCCAUAUAAUCUUUCAAAAGUUAGACAUAUUGACUCAAGCCCAACAGUCUGCCACCAGGAACCAUUAGCAAAGAAUUAUCCAAUUAUGUAAUAAAACGUGUGUGUGUGUGUGUGUGUGUGUGUGUGUGUGUGUGUGUGUGUGUGUGUGUGUGUGUGCGCGCGCGCGCGCGCGCCCCUACGUGCAUGCCCAGUUGAGUCAACAUCCUUAAUAUAGGGAAACGGCCAUGCAUGUAAAAAUCAGUCUCUAAUAGUUACCACUACAUAAGACGCUUCAUUUGCAUCAGUUUUGGACAGGCAGUGACUGAUGUCUUUUGUUCAAUAACUCCUUUACCUCCCGAUGGCAGAGGAUGAAAAUUGUCAACCAAUCGCUGGACUUACUAGAUGACAAAAUCCUUUUUAUAGAGCUGUCACCCUACAUUGCUGUUCAUCAUGGGAUGCUGACUGCUCACCUGUGGGGCGAUCCAAUCUUCUAUUUAAACCAUUUUAAAGUCUCUUUUGCUUACGUGCCCUAAGAUCUUCACUGUGGAUGGAGCAACCUGUAAUGCGCGCAUUGUUUGCUUUAUUUAUUUGCAUAUUAUAUCAAAACAGCUUUCCAUUUUCUAGUUACUAUUUCUAUUUUUUUUUUUUUUUUUGCAGAUGAAGAUCUUAUAAAAUACGGGUGGCCUGAGGAUAUAUGGUAUGAAUGUAAAUAGUAUAGCUACAGAGUGUAUAGAGGAUGGACCCUAUUCACCAUUGACUUGUUCUGUGUUGUGCUGAUGAUCAGUACAUGGAAUUGUGUAUAGCUUUAAUCUCUGUAAUGGGAAAAUCAUUUUACUAAUCAGUGUAAUUCCUUUGGCAUUCCUUAUAUAUAUAAGGAUAACAUGCUAUUUGUCUUAGUUCUUGCAUUUUCAAAUACUAUAUAUGAUUUUUGUUUUAAAGUGAGGAGGAAAUUAGUUUAAACAAAAUCACUCUGUGCUAGGGAACCAAUGUGGCAAUGAUUUCAGCUUUUGUUACUUUUACAUCGCACCGGACACCGUAACCAUUGUAGCCCCUUAGCUGCCGCAGCUUGGCUGGGGUCUCACCAUACCGUCCCACCCUGGACCAAACACCCGGAUCCAGCUCCCAGUGGGAAGACCUCUCCUCCAAGAGAGUAUCACUGUAUAGCCAGUAAAAGAGAGUGAUAUAGCAGUAUAGUUGUUCCCUUCCCCCUCCCCCCCCACAUGAGCCAAGGUUUAUUGGAGGCCACAAACUGCCUUUUACACAAAAGGCCCUGCAAGAAGUCUCCAAAACAAGAAUACAGGGAAAACCCUCCCAUGAUCCUCUGUUCCUGAGAGAUAAUUACCAGAGCAAACACUUAUAAUUAAAUUAUGUCACAGGAACAGAAAAUAUAACAAUUUAUAAAACACCCCAAAAUACAUAUAAAACAACAAGUCUUCCAUCCCCGGAAAGCCUGGAUCUGAGCGCACAACAUAUCUAAAAAGCACUCCGAUCCCACGAACAUAGCCGAACACCACCGGGGUAAGGUUCUGACCGACCGCAUACGAGCCUCUUGCCCAAAAUAGUUCCAUGAAAUCAGUGCUAGCAGUAGUACUCUUUCGGGAGUACAAAAGUGAAUAAAAUACCGAACGGAAUACAUAGUUAACACGUGAGGCUUGUUCACCUAGUUCGUGGGAACAAUUCCACCGAACAGUGCCCUUCUAAGUUGUAUAGAACCAAACACAGGCGAUGAUGGAAGUCCAGUGGUGUUCGGGAGUUUACGUGUCCGACUUCAGUUCCAUGAGCUUGACGCCCAAACACCGCUGCCUGUGUUCGCGGGAACAAGAUGGCCACCACCUCGUGGUUGUUGAUACAAAAUGGGGCCACCCAGACGAACGAUUAGAACACUGGGGUGGAACUCGUUACAAGGUGUCAAUUGGGCUUAUCAAGCACACGGGUGGGCUCUGGUUCAUGUGGUUGUUCGGUUCCUGAACAAUAUAAUCGUAAAUCACACAACAGAGCCUUUUAAAGUGUAUUUUACAGUGUAUCUUGCUGUUCCCAUAGUCCUGAGGCAGGAGGCGGGCAAGCAGAUUCCUCCAGGAGCCAGUGGCGAGGUUAUGUUCGCCACAGUAAUUAUAUAGUUUCUCAAUAACUGCAAUAAUUACUAUUGUAGGGUUAAGGGACAUGGAACAAAGCGCCCAGACCACUUCAAUGAGCUGAAGUGGUCUGGUUGCCUACAGUGUCUUUUAAAAAGAAGUUAUUGUGGAGAAGCACUAGGUGAGGCUUGCAGCAGUGCUACAGGUCUGCAGAGGUUUCUGGGCACACCUAUGUAUGUGAGAGUUUGGAAUGGUCUGACAUUCUUCCUAUGGAUUAUUAUCAAGAAGGAAACAUGACGGAGAGGCAGCUCCAUUACAUGAAUACUUUAGGAGUUUUUUACGGUACAUUUAAGUAAUGAAUUAUAGCUGCUUUUUGUUUAAGAGCUUAUUUUCAGGUGUGUUGGAGUUUCCUAUGCUGUAAGGAAGAAAUAAUUUUAAUAAGCAAAUACUUAAACAUGUACAGUAUGCGGUCACUCACAUAUAUAACUAGCCACUCGUACACAGACUAGUUGGAGUUGUAAGAUUUCCCCCACUCGCCAGCUGAGAUGGUUUCUGGGGCUCAUGUCAGGCCUCAUUGUAAUGUCAUGGUGUCCUGGCCAUUAUGCCUAAAGCUUGUGUAGUUUUAAUAAAAUUUUAGAAUAAUUUAGGCAUUUUAACAAAUGCUCCAGGUGCUGAUAUUGUGCCUUGCUGGCAGUUCUCUAGAUUUACUCUUCUUUGUAUUACUUAAGCUGAAAACUGUCCCGUUCUCCUGACCUUGUGUUUUCUGUGUGCAGGUUUCACGUGGAUAAACUCUCAUCAGCUCAUGUUUACCUCCGGCUACAAAAGGUAAAACUAAACAUUGGGAAUGAAAGGAGACAAACAAUAUUAUUCUUGGUAGAGAGUACUAAUUAAAUCAAGCUGCUACAGAGGGACACACCCCUGAAACAGCCACAUUCAGCAAAUAUCCAAAGCCCAAGAGCAAAAAUAACAAAGCCUAACUCCUUACAAACAAACACAGACCAUAAUCAACUUAAAAUGAAUCUGUCUUCCUUCCAAAACAUUGUUUCUUUCAGUGGGAUUUGGGAAGCUCGUAGUUAUAUUGAUUUUUUUUACAUCACGGCGGUCUUUGAUUUGCUUUCCCACUUCAUGUUAUUUUCUCAGAAGAGGCCGUUUCCAUUGUUACUUGUAAUUUAGCUGUGUUUGCUGUCUCGCAUACUAUAUUCGCUGAUAAGUGUCUGCUUUCAUCAUUUAUAAAUAGUUUUUUAUCAAAAUGUUAUAUUUUGUUGUGGCAAACAUGCAUACAGCACACAGUGUCGUAUUUUAGAGGAACAAACAUUUAUUCCUAACUAUAUCUUGUUCUUGUAAUGAUUUAGAUUAUAAUCCUAGCUUUAUUCUCCUGUCGUGCUGGUCUCUCCAUGCCGCCUCAUCAGUCAUGAUGAUCCCAGCCAAUCCAACGGUUCCCUGUGGGAGACUAGUGUGCAUGUGCAUCAAAUCGCCAUGAUGUGCCUAUCCACUUUCCUCAUAGAGAUAUAUUGAAUAAAUACAUGUCUAUGGGAAGCUUUCAGCAUCUCCAUGCAGAAUGUGGAAACAAGAUUGCAAGACCGAACCCAGGAAGUCCCUUUACUGGCUAUCAGAGUGACAGCCACUAAAAGUGGCUUUAGGCUACAAUGUCAGCGCUGCUUUUUCACAGAAAAUUUGGAGGGAGUGAGGGUUUGCUGGGAAAACAAGGUAAAGAGGAUUUCUUACAAGCAUGCAGGUUAAAGAGAAUGGUAUGGAACGGAAACCACACUCUGGGCAGAAAAUCGUAUGGAACGGAAAACACAAUCAGAAGAAAAUCUGCUAGAGGAUUUGAAAGUUCUGCAUAGAUAAUAACUAUUUUUCUUCCAGAACUGUGACUUGUUCUAGAAUUGUAUGUGUUAUAGUAGAGACUGAUCAAGUGGUGGUAAAAAGUGUUGGAUUCCAUGAGAGGUGUCCUGCAGGUUAUUCUGGGAUGCACAGAAACUGUCGGUAGAAUUCCACCGUGAUCGCUAUAUACUCCUACGGGCUUUGUUUAAGGAAUACAAUAUAUCGAGGAUGUAAAUACACUUUGCUGAAUAUGGUCACUUAUUAAAUCCCUCGACAAAUCUUUUUAUCUCUUGACAUGACUGGUAUAUAAUUAUGAAGGACUUAUAUUCUGCUUAAUUUUAAUGCAUUGCCUGCUGAAAUAAAAAAUGAAAAGGGAUUCUACUCACGCUGCAGUUUUUGUGUUUUUAGGGUCAGACGAUAGAAGACAUUCCAAAAGAUGUUCUGAUAGACUGCGUUCAGUUAGUAAAAGCCAACAGCAUUCAAGGUAUGUUCUUGUCAAAAAGUUAUGUAACACUGAAAACGAAAACACUGCCCAUAAUUUAUUUUAAUUGUUCAGGUUUUUGUGCGUGGCUUUUGUUUUUGAGAAAAGAUUUUCAAGAUGCGCAUGAAAAAUGUCCUAAGCGUUUAAGUGUGGGAUUAUAAUAUUUUUUUUUUCUUCUGAAAACACACACUUUUAGUAGAAUGACAAUCCCUAUUGGGUGUAAAUGGCAAAACUCAAAAAUAUUGACAUACUUCACAUUUUGUGGGAUUAAUGGGUUCUAACACAAAGAAAAAAAGAACUUUAAAAAAAGUGAAAGAUAGAUAUAGAUAUAGAUAUAUAUAUAGAUAUAUAUGAAUUUUUCUCACAACGUUUUUACAAAACUUUUCAUUUGCCAUACUAGCACUUUUACAGUAUGUCUCGAUUGAAAAGCACGUUACAUUGCAUAGAACAUACUAGUUUGAUCUCAUUUGUGAAGAAAUUUCAUUUUGGGGGCAAACCAUAUUAAACAAAUGAUGCAAAACCUUUUAUUAUAAACAUUUGAUAAUAUUCUUUAUGUCCUUUUAUUUUUGGAGUUUAGAUGCUGUAUUUUUAUUCUGGUUCCUUGUAGAAAUACAUAUAGGAUAUGAAAUAAAUGUAGGAUUUAAAUGAGCUGUAUACAAACAAAGUAGGGGAUGAUCUGCUAAAUUAGUAAAUAAAGCAACAUAGCGUAUAACUGUUUAUGUGAAUAUAAGCAACGUAUUAACAAAUGGCCACUCACAAAUUCACAGUUGUAAAAUAGCUUUAAGCAGCUGGAUUCUUCCAUCACUGUAUAAAAAAUUGAAUAACUUAAAUCAUAGUUAAAAACAAUCCGUAUCACCUCUGAGCGUCCUACGCGUUUCGUCCACAGCUUGGACUUCCUCAAGGACUGGGUGAACUGUAUCAAACAAGGUUCAAAUAAUUAACGUAAAUUUUUUUUAUACUUUACUCUGGAAAGUGCACUUCAAUUCUUUUCUAUAUUCUCUUUUGAGUUCACAUAUCCCAGUUCCAGCCUAACCGUGGGGGAACAGUGAUGGAAGAAUCCAGCUGAUUCCAAGAAGGAUUUUAUGCUUAAAGCUAUUUUACAUCUGUGAAUUUGUGAGUGGCCAUUAAUACAUUUCUUAUAUUCACAUAAACACCGUUAUACGCUAUGUUGCUUUAAUUACUCCUAAUUUAGCAGAUCACCCCCUACUUUGUUUGUAUACAUUUUGCUGAAGACAAGAGUAAGUCUUUAGGGAUUUCUUUGGAAACUUUACCUAAACCAGGGUAGUUCCUUUCUGCUAAUUAUCUAUUAAGCACUUUAUACACUAGGAUUUGUUCACACCUCUUUGUUGUUUUUGUAUUUAAAUGAGCUGUUUCUGUGUUUUCAGGGUGCAAAAUGAACAAUAUUAACAUUGUGUACACACCUUGGGCAAAUCUGAAGAAAACCGGGGACAUGGAUGUCGGCCAGAUUGGAUUUUAUCGGCAAAAAGAUGUAAUGUACUGCUUUUAUUUAUUUUCUAUCAAAUGUAUUGGCUCUCUGCAUUGCAAUACCUUGUCGUGAAUUUAAUAACGUAAAUUACAGAAAUCUGUCAUAUGGCAAAACUUCAUUAAAGUGACGGUGAACUUUGCCAGUUUUGUUUUUGUCUGUUAAUUUCUAUUUAUUUAUAAAGUUAUGUAGGAGCUACUUUUUCUCACAGGGAUUGUGAUUUUUGGCAACAUGCAGAACGUAAGUAAAAGUGUCUAAGAUACACCCACAGUUCAUCAGUCAAGAGAAUCCCAUUGAAGGCAGGCUUCAUCGACCGCAGGGAUCAAAACAAUGAUUCCCAUGAAUAAAAGAUUAUAAGCAUAAAUAACGAAAAUGGCGUGGAGAGAGUAGAAUAAUUAAUAUAGGAAAAUUGAAAGGAAAACAAAAUAAAGUGCUGCUUUCAAUUUCUAGUCAUAUAUCAUUCUGAAAGAAUUCCCAUUCUUUGUUCUGUUUUUAACUAAAAAAAAAAUAAAAAAAUGUUAAAGCAGCCAAAUAGCAUUGUUUGAAUGCAAUAUUAGUUUUUCCUCAUUUGAUUGUUAAAUGACAAUUUCUGGAACAUAUUAUAAAUGUCCAGCAGAUGGCACACACACUAUUCAGAUUAAACACAUAUAAAAAGAACUAGGUUUUGUUUCUGUUUUAAAGAGUAUGUUAAAGAACACUCCAAGCCCCAUAACCACUAUAGAUCUGCUCUCAUUGGCAGCUGGCGUUCUUUAUGGCCUUGCUUAUCUCUGUCAAGCAAGCCGGAUACUGCUGCAGAAAACCUGAUUUUAAACCACGGUUUGACUAGUAAUCACGGUUACUCCUGACACCAUAACCACCAUAGCAGGCUGUAGUUGUUACAGUGCUUGGAGUAUCCUUUUAAACUUUGGAUAUUAUAUGCUUUUCUAUAUUGGAGGUAGUUGUCAGAUAAAGAUUACAUGGAAUUGUUUUUUGUUUUUAUAUUCCAUCUAGCCAAAUUGCUAUUAAAGAAACACUCUAAAUUUUAAAGCAAAAAAAGUGUUGUAUAGAUUACUGGGAUCCCCUUUGGGGAGGGGGUGUUUAACACAUCCCUCAAAUCAAGCACUGGGACAGACUCUUCACUGUAGCCUGAUCCGCUCACGAUGACCUGUAGUCCAAUCCAAUGCUUCUCACGGAGAGUAGUAAUGGACCUACAAAGCAUGCUUGGCAGUCUUCGAAAUCCACAAAUCAAGUGCUCUAAAUUAUUUGAUUGUCAGAAUCAUGUUUGCCAUGUUUGGUGUCCUCCACUUCUAAAGACCUGGUUAGGCAGAAUGUAAACAUUGCCGUUUCUUAGAUUUCCGAGCGGCCUGCAGCGUCUGCUUCAUAAACUCUUCCCUUGUAAAUGCAAAGAUUGAGCCCCCAAGGACUGUACACAUGGCAUUUAAGGCUUUACAAAGGCUGCAAUCUCCACAGUUUAUGGAAUUAAUAAUUAUUUCAGUCUCUUUGUGAUUUCUUGUUCCGAAUUUGAUGGUUUUCUUGGGUUACUGUCUCAUUACCCUCUAUGCUUCACUGAAAUCUCCAGGUGAAAAGUGUGAUGGUGGAGAAGAAAGUGAACGAGGUCUUGAACCGGCUGGAGAAGACCAAGGACGAGCGUUAUCCUGACCUCGCUGCAGAGAAGGAAUCAAGAGACCGUGAGGAACGAAAUGAAAAGAAAGCACAGAUUCAGGAAGUUAAAAAGAAAGAAAAAGAAGAAGUGAAGAAAAAGAAAGAACUGGAUGAACUCAGGUCAGUUGAUAUUGCCACCUCUGGUUCCAUUAAUGGAGAUUGUGAUUUAUUUAUUUUUUAUUUAUUUUUUUUACAAUCUCGUUUUAUUGAAAGAUUUUGUGAUAUAUUUUAGACAGAAAAUAAGUUCAAGAGGAAUCCAUAAACCAUAACAUGAACUAUAUGCCAACACUUGCAAUAUAAGAUGUGGGUACACUCUAAAAAUGAGUGCAUACCUCGAGGCAGAUUUGUCGUUUCGUGGGUGUGCAGCGUGGUCUUGUAUCAGGUGGUGGUAAGUUGGUCACACUAACCAUUGGGUGGUACAGAGAGCUGUCAGCGACUCCCCGGGAGGGUCCAGACCUUAGAGAUUGACUCAUUGAUAGAAGUAAUUUUACAGCAUUUUAUCACUACAGCAGUUUUGUCUUUUCAUGAAUCAAGUAUGGACUUCCAUAUCCUAUUAAUGAGCUCUCCAGCUGUUGCAGAAUAUCAACUUCUUUGAUGCGUUGCAAUCCUUUAGGCUGGGAUUAUAGUCCUGCAAUAUGUCAGGAUUUACCUUGGGCUUACCUCUGCUGUAAAACCAUGAUGUUUUGUGUAAUAUAUUUUGGGCUUUUCAUUGAGGGCAAUGAGAAUGUUUCCGAUAUUUCUGGUCUGAGAGCUCAUAUGGCAGAAGGAUACAUUUUGUAUUCAUUCACAUGUCUAAUAAGAAAACACAAGUAGCUACAAAAAUGCACUAUUUUGAGUUCAAUAGUUUGCUUUAUUACAUUGUCGCAUCUAGAGCUCCCAUCGGUCUACCCAAGUCCUUCUCUUACUGCAUUGUGAUCCUCUCCCUGGGGCACCAGCUUACAAAUGACCAUAAUUAGUGAAAUGGCCAAGAAAAUGCUAACAAAUACAGAUACAGUGACAGGAUUAUUAUUGAAAUAACAUGAAUGGCACAAUUCCAAUUCCAAGAGUAUACCAGUGCAGGCUGCAAACCAUUAUUCAUAUUCUUAAAGUUUAUUAAAUGGUAAGUAAACAUCACAAAGACAUAGAGAGGAUCCUUGAACAGCAAUCCAUGAAUAUACGUUCCCUUUGGUCCUCUGUGUUAAUGUUCUAGUAAUGUAUAGAUCCUUGUAUUCCUUUCCCACUCUACCUCCCUUGCUGGCUCAUAGCACACACAUAGGCUGACAAACACAAAUAGCAUUGUCCUCUGUUACCAGCAUUAUAAUAAAGCAUUAAAGCAUGUUUUAGUGAUUUGCUGGUAGAUUUUUCUGCUUUUCCUCAAAUUGCCUAGGCAAGUUGUGUGAUUGUUAGAAAAGAGAAGGUAAAUAGUUCUGACUUGCCAGGUUAUAACUGCUUUUAUCAUAACACUGCUAGGCCUUUUCCAGUCUAAUCGGUGCCAGUUACCCAUACUUUAUAUUGUCCAAUCGUGCCAGUUACCCAUACUUUAUAUUGUCCAAUCGGUGCCAGUUAUCCAUACUUUAUAUUGUCCAAUCGGUGCCAGUUAUCCAUACUUUAUAUUGUCCAAUCGGUGCCAGUUAUCCAUACUUUAUAUUGUCCAAUCGUGCCAGUUACCCAUACUUUAUAUUGUCCAAUCGGUGCCAGUUAUCCAUACUUUAUAUUGUCCAAUCGGUGCCAGUUACCCAUACUUUAUAUUGUCCAAUCGGUGCCAGUUACCCAUACUUUAUAUUGUCCAAUCGGUGCCAGUUACCCAUACUUUAUAUUGUCCAAUCGGUGCCAGUUACCCAUACUUUAUAUUGUCCAAUCGGUGCCAGUUACCCAUACUUUAUAUUGUCCAAUCGGUGCCAGUUACCCAGACUUUGCAUUGUCCAAUCGGUGCCAGUUAUCCAGACUUUGCAUUGUCCAGUCUGUGCCAGUUACCCCAGUUUCUUAAUAUUCCAUUAGGUGUUCUCUCCUCAUGGCUAUAGGCACUAUCCUGUCAUUUUGGCGUUUAUUAUCCCAGACCUUCUUCUGUUGAAGCAGUGCUGGGUAACUCUUUCAACUGCCCCAGUGCGAGCUAUUAAGGUCACUUUAUGUUCUAUCCUAGGAAAAAAUGCUAUCUUAGCAGAAUUAGUACACGUGUUUCAUAACAAGGAAUUUCAUGCAGGCUUGCAUCCGUCAAUAUUUCAAUAAACAAUAAGUAAAUAUAUGGAAAAAUAAAUGUAACUUAUUCGGGAUCUUUGAGCAGCAAUCCUUAAAUAAAAAUAGUGGAAUGGAAGCUAAGGGAAUGCAUUCAUACAGGGUGUAAAAGGGGUUAAACGCCGUUUAGGAGAUAUUCCCUUCCAGAUAUUCAGGCACUGUAGACACCAAUCCACAUAACUGGAGAAGCAUAUGAAUGCUCUCAAACAUACGAAUGCUAUAAACAGCCGAAUAGGAAAAACCAUACGAAAGGUCUAGCAGUCGAACUGGAACAGCAUACAAUAAAUCCCCCCAAGAACGAGACAAGGCUCCGUGUUGAGGGUCAAGCAGUGAUCAGACAGAGCUGUGGGUUUAUUGUUCUUAUAUACACAUUCUUACACAUUAGUACCACCCACAGGGUUUUGGAAAACAACCAAUAAACACGUACAAUACACUCAGACACUCCCACACAAAAUCCUCCCCUCUGCCUGUGAUACAAUUACCUUACCCAAUGGGUUAAUUUAAUUAUCACAGGCAGAGAAAUACACAUUAUUCAUAACUUGAAAAGUAUGCAUCACAUUCACGUAAAACUUACAUUUUCCGAAUCCGCAUACUCCAAAUACAAAACAUAUGUCAAAAUCAUCCAAAUUGGUCCAUUGGUUCAAAAGAUAGAUCGAAGUCCUUUGUGACCAAAUGAAGUAUGGCUUUUCUGCCCAAAACCAGUUCCACAGAGUCUUCUAUCCUGGAGAUAAUUAGAAGUAAUCCAAUUAUCUCCAAAAACAGAGGCAAAACUCCAUUGAACACAUGGCAGCAAAAAGACAGUAAAACACAAUAGAAUACACAAGGUUACAUUUAUUACAUAAAAUACAGACAUGCAACAUAUCCCCAGAUAGCUUAGGUCUGAGCACGCAUUAUUACUGAAUGGCGCUCAGAACACACACAUACAGUUCAAUUGCAAUAGAGCCAAAGUCUUUUAUUACACGAAUAGGCUCCAUGGCAUAGCUUAUCUGGGUUAAAUGAGUUCAUUCAGUAAAUCAGAGAAUCUACUGAACGCCAGGGCAGAAAUACAUGAAUAGACCUUUCUGUAUAGGAAAAUAAAGUAUUUAAAUGCUGGUCCAUAGUCAAAAGGCAGCAGGCAGGCAACCAGGCUCCUCCAAUGCACAGUGGCGAGAUUGGUCUCGUCACACAGGGGUUAACCCAUAAUAGUCUACCAAAGUAGUAAAUCCUUAAGUAGAUUUUUCCCAUUUGGUCCUUGGUGUUAACGUUCUAGUAAUGUAUCCUUACAAUGAAAGUGAACUGGUUGUGAAGUGGUUAAGUCUCAUGUCCCACCAUGAAGCAUGGCCCCCUUUAUGUCACUAUAUAUCUUUUCAGAACCACCAAACAUCCUGUUUUUGCACUUCUCUCUUGUCAGGACCCCAGACCCCUUUAUCCUACCCAAACAUACCUUUCCUUCUCAUUUCAGACUCUUCCCUCUCCUUACCACUCCCCAUAUUAUGCUCAGGAACCCAUUUAAUUUGAAUCAGACUAUCAUGUUUUAUAUAACUGUCUUUAUCACCCCCAAUUCUUUUUCAGCACUUAUUUUUCUUAUCUUUCUUUUUCCUUUCCACUCCGACUCCCAUCAUUCUCUCCCUGUCAUGCACUUUUUUUUUUAAUCCUCGACCCCCUUUCUUUGUUUCUUUUUUCUUUCUCUGCCUCUCACCAUUUCCUAUAUGAUUAUAUUGCCUUUCUUUCUCAAAUCAACUUUUAUUGUCACACUCCACUUUACUUUUCACAUUCGUUCCAGGUAACUCCUUCACUUUUAACACACUCUCUCCUCUUUUGUCAGUCUUGUCCAUCAAGAAACAUGUAGUGUGCCAGAAGGUGGCGCUACACAACAGAGGCAAUGGCUGUUCAUUUAUCUUCUUUGUUAUUCUGAUUAACGUGCACAUGUGGAGUAAUGCUAAAUAAGCUAUUGGAAACACAAUAUAAACAGGAGAAAAUGCAAGAUUUUACAAGAGGCUGCUGCUUUAAAGCUGGGCUCAAGGAGACCCACUUUGGGCUUGCAGACCACAUGAGUCCUGAACAGCUUCUUGGUAGUAAAGUGUCUAUUAGUGCCUCUUGUAGGUAGAAUUGUCUGCUUUUGUGAAACCUCAGAACAGCAACAAAAAUACUAGAAACUGAUCUUCAGGCCAUACUACAAGAAACCUGAGUUUCACAGAGUGAAAGGAGUUCUGGGAUAUCGAGCAUUUCCAGGCUAAAAUUGGCGACGUUGCUUGUAGACAGUGUCUGAGCGAUAAGGGGAACUCUUAAGGCUAUAAAACAAGGUUGAGGAGCUGCCCAUAAUGUCAAACUACUCUGUGUAGGCUGCUUUAUAAUUCCUGCUUCUGAACCAAUGAAUUGGAAUUUUGGCAAAUUGCUCAACAAUAUCAUUGAGUAAUUUCAAUAAGGAAAGACCAUUCACUCCACCAGAACGAACUGUUACAAUAUAAAACUAGAAUGUUUGGUAACAGCGUCUUUUGGCAGAAAUAACAGCGUACAAAGUGGUAGAAACAUAGAAUGUGACGGCAGAUCAGAACCAUUCGGCCCAUCUAGUCUGCCCAAGUUACUAAAUACUUUCAUUAGUCCCUGGCCUUAUCUUAUAGCUAGGAUAGCCUUAUGCCUAUCCCACGCAUGUAGCCACCCAACAGGCUUUCUGUUUUUGUUUUUAGGAAUUAUUCCCCACUUAUUCUUACAGAAUAAUUCUAGUUGACGAAGAUUCUUAAAAUAUCUUUUUUAUUUAUUGAAGUAGUUCAUGUUUUAUUUUUUUGGCAUGUUUUGGAUAAUUGUUUUGUUGGAAUAUCCAACCUCUCUUCAGCUUUUUCACUGACUAUGGGACAUUAGUUUCGAGGAUUUAUUUAAUACUGGAUAGAGGAAAACAUGUAUUCUACUAAAGGGACACCCUGACCUCUUCUGCCCAUUGGAGUGGUCUGAAUGCCAACUCCCAUCACCCUUAACCCUGCAAGUGUAAUUAUUGCAGUUUUUAUAAACUGCAAUAAUUACCUUGCAGGGUUAUGUCGCGGUAGAUCGCACUCCUCGUAAGCCCAAAGUUUGAGUGUUUGCGUAGAAACACCAUAUAUAGAGAUCUCUCUCUACAUAGUGUUUGUAUACACACACUCUUUCUAUCAUCUCUACAUAUAUGUCCGUCCGUCCCUCUCUGUCCGUCCCUCCCUCCCUCUCUGUCCGUCCCUCCCUCCCUCUCUGUCCGUCCCUCCCUCCCUCCCUGUCCGUCCCUCCCUCCCUCUCUAUCCGCCCCUCCCUCCCUCUCCUCCCCCUCCCUCCCUCUCUAUCGUCUGUUCGUCCGUAGAUCUCAUCUCUGGAUCCUCCUGCUUGGUCUACUGCCUUCAACCUGUCACCUUGAGCCAAUGCUGUGUGUUUGCUAGGUCCUGAUAGCACGUUUGAUGUCUUUAGCUAAGCGUGAAGACGUCAAACGUGUGAAUACUGCGCAUCAGGCAGGACUUAACUCGGAAGUCCCGCUGGUGGCUGUCUGAGUGACUGCCACUGGAGGUGUUCCAUGAUUCUACAGUAAACACUGUAUUUUCUCUGAAAAUACAGUGUUUAAAUGAAAAGGCCUGCAGGGAGCUAUUGUACUCACCUGAACAAUCCCAUUAAACUGAAGUUGUUCAGGUGACUAUAAAAAGACAACUGUCAUCACGGAUUUUUUGUUUGGUUUUUUUAUUUCAUCAAGUUUUGAAAGGAUAUAUUUUUGUUUUUUUAUUGAAGUAUGUGUAAAAAAACAAAAGAUAGAAAAAUGUACCCCUACCUUAAAGAGACACUAUAGUCACCAGAACAACUACAGCUUAUUGUAUCUUUUCUGGUGAGUAUAGUCAGUCCCUGCAGGCUUUUUGCAGUAAACACUGUUUGUUUUUUUGUUUGUUUUUUAUUUCCUUAAAGAAAAGGCAAUAUUUACAUUUUAGUCUAGGGAUAUCUCCACUGGCCACUUGUCAGAUGGCUGCUAGAGGUGCUUCCUGGAUCAGUGCUGCACAGUGUGACUUACAUUCAGUGUCUUCACCCUCUGCAUGCAGUCACUGAACUUUCCUCUUAGAGAUGAAUUGAUUCAAUGCAACAUUAUGAGGAGAUGCUGAUUGACCAGGGUGGCGUUUGGCUCCUCCCCAUUCCCCACGUUCUUGGGCAUUCUCAACCAAUCCAAUGCUCAGAUCACCACUUCUGAUUAUGUCAGCCAAGGAGGUAGAUCAGGGGCAGAGCCAGCACAUGCAGACUGAAACAAAGAUAAUAUUUUACUAUAUUUAGGGGAGCAGUGGGGGCUAGACAGUGUUUUUAACACUAUAGGGUCAGGAAUAAAUGUUUCAGUAUGUAUAUCUGUGUGUGUGUGUGUGUGUGUGUGUGUAUAUUUGUGUACGGGACAUUUUGAGGAUGUAAGGAACAAUAAUAAAGAAGCAAUAGUAGUGAGAGCAAAGUCAGUUAAAGUGUGCCGAAACUGAGGUUAGACCUGUAAAAGAGGGCAAAAUAUAAGCGAUUCUUACAAGUCAGAUACAUUUAUAUAGCCGGUCAUUAUUUAGACAUUUCACAGAAAGCCAAUCUUAUUUCUUUCUCAGGAUUGGGGAUGUAUUUGUUGUAUGCGGAUGAUUUCCCCCGACCCACAUUUUAAUGAUGUGAGUUGGGACGUGAUUACCGGAGGCAGCUGUGGCUGCUCCAAUGCAGAAUAAAUGGUCCGAGAAGGAAUGAGGGUUAUGUCAUAGUCAGAGUGAUGUGAUAUAUGAAUGUAAAGCAUUGUAACGGACCGUUUUGCACACAAGAGGUUAAACGUUUAGGCGAUAUUCCCCUUUUCAGAUGUACAGACAGCUACUGCAAGUACCAAACUGCAAACACACGAACACUGGAAACAGCCGAACAGGAAAAGCAUACAAUCAGCUUACACUCCUGGCAAUCAGCAUACAAUCCAAUUCCCCCAAUAACAAGACGACACUAAGGUUUGAGGGUCAAGCAGAAUCUGGUUUACUGGGGCUACCUGCCCGGCUUUUAUGCAGGUCUCCCACCUGGUGGACACUCCCCUAGGGGACCAGAUGGGAAACUGGGAAACAUAUUGGACAUUAACCAAUCACAAGCUUACAAUUCCACAAUGCAUCACAAUCCCUCCUCUCUGUCCUGGAGAUAAUUGGGAAGUAAUCCAAUUAUCUUCAAGGACAGAGGCAAAACUCCAUUAACCACAUGGUUACAAUAAAACACUAAAAUACAAUAAAAUACAUAAUGUUACAUUUGUCACAUAAAAUAUAUACAGAUAGCUUAGAUCUGAGCACACGUUACUACCGGAUGGCGCUCAGAUCACAUACAUACAGUCCAAUCGCCAUGGAGCCAAAGUCUUUCCCAUAGUCUUUUGUUACACGAAUAGGCACCAUGGCAUGGCUAUCUGUGGUGAUGCUGUUCAUACGGUCAAACCACCGAAUGAACAGUGAUUCGGUUCCACUACCGAACGCAGAGGUAAGGAGGCUGGCAGCUCAGCGGUGUUCGCGCAAUUAAGUGUCCGUUUUCAGUUCCAUAGUUUGGGCGCUGAACACCGCUGGCCGUUCGGGAGCUAAAAUGGCCGCUGCCACGUGUUCGGCAAACGAACAAAGGCCACCCAGCAUCCAUCAAUUAAGCUGCGGUUAACUGCAGCUUCUGGGCGGUCAAUUGGUGGCACACUUCAGUUCCCAGGUGGUCCAUCGUUCGUUACUUUGUUCGGUAGAUUGAAUCUUUCCUAUGGACGCUGGCGUCUUCUCACUGAACACCCCAGCAGAAAGGCAUGAAUAAACCUUUCAGCAGGGAAGAUAACUGGUUUUAACUGCAGGGCCAUAGUCUAAAGGGAGCAGGCCAGCAACCAGGCUUCUCCAGUGCACAGUGGCGAGGUUGGUUCCACCACAAUCAUAAAACAUUUAUUGGUUAAGGGUUUCCCUUGAAAAGCUACUAGUGGGGAAUCAGGGAUAGAAGUGAGUUGAGAUUCCAAAAGAUUAUCCAAAACGUGGAUAGGACCUGAUUUGGUAGAGGUAGGAUAUCAUCUCUACUCGAGGACCAGUAGGGCUCGUUUUGGUAUGAAUAAUAGACAAAUGUUUAUGCCUGUGAAGUAAGGUUUGAUAGUAUUGUAAACUGAUUUAGGAGAAAAGUGGCAAAGUUGUAAAUGCGACCAUAGUUACAAAUAGAAACAUUUAUCACGCAAAAAACACGAACAAACCUUUAAACAACUGAUACGCUCUUGGAAUAGGCUUUCUUAAAUUAGGGACCCCCUCCCGCCGGGCUCUGGGGAGAGGAAGGGGUUAAAAUCUUACCUUUCUCCAGCGCCGGGCGGGGAGCUUUCCUCCUCUCCUUCCUAGCGACGUCAUCGGCUGAAUGCGCAUGCGCGGCAGGAGCUGCGCGCGCAUUCAGCCAGUCUCAUAGGAAAGCAUUUACAAUGCUUUCCUAUGGACGCUGGCGUGUUCUCACUGAUUUUCACAGUGAGAAGCACGCAAACGCCUCUAGCGGCUGUCAAUGAGACAGCCUUAGAGGCCGGAUUAACCCUUAGUGUAAACAUAGCAGUUUCUCUGAAACUGCUAUGUUUAUUUAAAAAAAAAAAAAAGGGGUUAAUCCUAGCUGGACCAGGCACCCAGACCACUUCAUUAAGCUGAAGUGGUCUGGGUGCCUAUAGUGGUCCUUUAACACACUUAUAUAUCAAUAUUCACAAUGCUGUAUAAACGGAAUGAAGUUGAACUGCUAGGUAUGAGGCAGUUUAUACAAAUAAACGAAAGUUUGUGCAAAAAUGUGACUGUGUAUACUAAUAGAAAAACAUAAGCGUUUUAUGCGAACGGAUAAUGCAUACAAAACUUUAACUGAAAUGCCAGUUAGCAAUGCACAAGACGGAAUCUAAGCAUAAUCUUACCCUGAUUAGCAUACUAAUAUAUUUAUAAAACACAUUCGCUAUGCUUUGAGGAGAAAUCCUUUAAUAAAAUGAUACCUUAAAUGCUGUCAGGACAUACUGAUUUUGUAUAUUUUAGAGAGUAGAAAACAAGGACGUUUUUAAAGAGUGACGCAAUAAAUGUUUUGACAUUGAAAGCUGUUUAAAUUGAAUGAAAAGCUUUACCAGCGCUGUUUCAACCGGAGUUUUAACUUCUACUGCAAAGCCAGCAAGUUAAAAUAAAAGACCGUUUAUAACUCCCAUAUGAAAGUAACGAACAGAACAAUGAAAAUACAGUUUGCAAAAUAAACGAACACUUGCCAUACAUUAACUGAAAUUUACUAAUCAAUAUUGAAAAACCACAAGGUGGCGAUAUUAGCUAAACAAAAUGACUGGUAAACGAAAGCUGAAAAUAAGCCUAAAUGCGGGGAAUAGCAGUGCUACCGAAUGCAGCACUAAACAGGGAGAUGACCAUGAAAAGGCCCGCACGUAUAGGUGGUAAAGUAUAGAAGCGUUUGGUUAAACGAAGCCGGUACUCGGCAAUUAACAAAGGGAAUUUUUUUUUAAUGAAAUAGUGUAUUUAACCAAGAAGGCACCUGUUGCAAUCAGUGACCGUAUUUGUAUGAUCUUUAACAGGAGGGAAGAAAAUGAACAUAGUUGACAUCUUAUUUAAAUACAGCCAUGUGUAAAUUGGACUAAUUAGAUGCAGCAGCGGAGCAUAAAUAAAACAUAAUUUGACAUACUUAUAUAGCAAUAAGCACUUUAUUUAUUUUUUAAAUUACACAGUGAAUGUAACCAUAACUGCCAUAUGACAUCCUGAUAAGGGUAUUGCUGUACGUUUUAGGCAUAAAUAACAAGUAAAAGACGAAGUACUGAAAGAAUUAAGUAAAACGAAAUGAAAGACAAAAUGCUGUUUACAUUGACAAAAAUGCUUUCCCCAUGCUGUAUUUAACCAAAAUGACCUUGACUUGCUAGGUAUGCUAAUACAGAUAAACAAAAGUCUAUGCGAAAGAGAGGAUUACACGAGUGGCUGCUAUGUGUGUACUAAUAGGAACGACCGCGUUGUAUGCGAACGGAGCUGAAGCUGAAAUUUAGCCGAAACGCUAGUUAGCACGAACCUCUUUCAGCGACCUGAAGGAUUUAACAUGAGCUAUAUAGACAAAAGAAACCGUUUAGCCGAACGUGUGAGUAAUUGACAAGUAUGAGGAGUGCACGAAUGAAGCUGUAUAACUUAGCCGAAAUUUAGCCGUUCGUGUGUUGGCUACCCUCGUUAUACUCACAAAUGCAAACGGACUGCUGGCACGCGGGAAAAUUACGUCAGGGUCCAGUGAACCGGAAGUAAACAGAAUCACUUCCGAGAUCGUCGAUGACAGGUAAGCAGGGGCUCACUGGAUUUAAGUAGGGUUCCAUGUACCUCCCACAAUUACAGGCCAAGAUAUAUAUAUAGAUAAUAAAAAAUACAGAUAAGGUGCACUCUCAGGUCUUAACAAGUGCUUAAUUUAUUUCAAAUGCAAAUUACAUGUGCAAAAAAAAUUCCAGUGAUCGUUUCGACCCCUAUAGGGCCUUUUUCAAGAUAAAAUAUACUGUGUUCCAAGCAGUUGUAUACUGCAAAAACAAAUUAAAAGGAAUCCAUGUUUAAAAUGGAAUGAGGCAAAAAUGUGAUUCUUUGUUAAACUAAUUUGCAUAUGCCCACCCAGAAUCCUUUGCGGUUGUAACAUCACUGCUGAUUUGGGAUUUCUGUGGGAAAAGAAAGUCUUAUGGCUUGACUGGUGUGCAGAUUUUUGUUUAGCAUUGUAUUAACUAUCCACAUACUUCAGGUGGAAGGGGUUUUCAAUCACAAUUUUUCCCCACCAUAACCUAUUUGGAUUUUGAUAUAUAUAUAUAUAUAUACAUAUACACACACACACAUACACAUACUCUCUCUCUCUCCCUUUCACACACAUACACCUUGGAUCAUGUUUGAAAACUGACCGUCAUCGUGAUCUUCCUUGCUCCACUGCUGGCUUUCAAACAUAUACAGGAUGUUCAGUAUUUACCGAUGACAAGGAAGGAAAGGGACCUCAAUUAGGAAAAAGGACAAAUGAGUCAUUUGUUACAUGUGAGUUUACAGAGGAAGGGGUUCUUUUUCAACUGUAAAGUAAAGACCAAUAAGUCAGUGGGGCCUGAUGGAAUACACCCAAAGUUAUUAAAAAGAACUUAGUGGUGUACUAGCAAAACCAUUAAUAGAUUUAAUUAACCAAUCAUUGUUAACAGGAGUAGUCCCAGAGGAUUGGAAGUUAGCGAAUAUUGUGCCCAUUCACAAGAAAGGUAGUAAGGAGGAGUCGGGCAACUAUAGGCCAGUAAGCCUUACUUCGGUAGUGGGGAAAGUGAUGGAAACCAUGUUAAAGAAUUGGAUUGUUGAACAUCUAAAAUCACAUGGAUUUCAAGAUCAGAGACAACAUGGGUUUACUUCAGGGAGAUCAUGCCAAACUAAUCUUGUUGAUUUUUUUGAUUGGGUAACUAAAAUUAUAGAUCAGGGUGGUGCAGUAGACAUUGCUUACCUAGAUUUCAGUAAGGCUUUUGACACUGUUGCACAUAGAAGGCUUAUCAAUAAACUGCAAUCUUUAAGUUUGGAUUCCAAUAUUGUUGAAUGGGUAAGGCAGUGGCUGAGUGACAGGCAACAGAGGGUUGUAGUCAAUAGAGUAUAUUCAAAGCAUGGGUUUGUCACCAGUGGGGUACCUCAGGGAUUUGUACUUGGACCCAUUCUAGUUAAUAUAUUUAUUAGUGAUAUUGCAGAAUGACUUGAUGGUAAGGUAUGUCUUUUUGCUGAUGAUAUUAAGAUAUGUAACCGGGUUAUUGUUCCAGGAGGGAUAAGCCAAAUGGCAAAUGAUUUAGGUAAACUAGAAAAAUGUGGCAGCUGACAUUUAAUGUGGAUAAGUGCAAGGUAAUGCAUCUUGGACUUAAAAACCCAAGGGCAGAGUACAGAAUAUUUGAUAGAGUUCUAACCUCAACAUAUGAGGAAAGGGAUUUAGGGGUAAUUAUUUCUGAUCACUUAAAGAUAGGCAGGCAAUGUAAUAGAGCAGCAGGAAAUGCUAGCAGAAUGCUUGGUUGUAUAGGGAGAGGUAUUAGCAGUAGAAAGAGGGAAGUGCUCAUGCCAUUGUACAGAACACUGGUGAGACCUCACUUGGAGUAUUGUACACAGUACUGGAGACCGUAUCUUCAGAAGGAUAUUGAUACCUUAGAGAGGGUUCAGAGAAGGGCUACCAAACUGGUUCAUGGAUUGCGGGAUAAAACUUACCAGGAAAGGUUAAAGGAACUUAACAUGUAUAGCUUGGAGGAAAGACAAGGCAGGGGGGAUAUGAUAGAAACAUUUAAAUACAUAAAGGGAAUCAACACAGUAAAGGAGGAGACUAUAUUUAAAAGAAGAAAAACUGCCACAACAAGAGGACAUAGUCUUAAAUAUCAGGAAGUGGUAGAGGUUAACACAGUGAAGGAGUUUAAGCAUGCGUGGGAUAGACAUAAGGCUAUCAUAACUAUAAGAUAAAGUAUUUAGAAAAUUGGGCAGACUAGAUGGGCCGAAUGGUUCUUAUCUGCCGUCACAUUCUAUUAAACACCGAUGGCUUAUCUACAUUAUGUCCUUUCCUGACCAAUGUAUGAGCAGUUGUAUUGGAGAUCGAUCUUUAUCUUUUAGAUCUUGACUUGAUUUCAACAGUUCCACUUAAAUCCACUUUCUUAAGGGUAGUUCAGACAGUAUAAACUGCAAUUAUGACUUGUUUGGUUUUAUUUUCACCUUUCCCUUGCUUUGUAUCAGUCAUUUAUCUUUCCUUUCUGACGUCACUAAGUGAAACACCUUGACAUAGUAUUUAUUAAACAAACUGUAUAAUGUUAUUUUUUUAUUAGAUGUGAGACUUUUCAUUUAUCUUUUUAAAUAAAAAAUUACUGUAAAACUUACCUUCCAGAGCCAGGUCAGUCUCCCUAGAGCACCUGCUCUACCUCCAGUGAAACCAACAGUUGUUGACUUUUCUCCAGUGGAGAUCUGUAGCACUCUUCAUGCCAUGCCAAUCAGAAGCUGGAAUCCAGCGCUUCUGAGUUAAGCAUUAAAGCCGCUCUGUCACUGAGAUUCCAACCCAAUUGAGAUUUCUUGUGACAAAUUAGGGAUUGCGUUGUCUCAACUUUUUUCUUUUGUCAAGCUUGUCUUUUCUCACAACCGUCUGCACCUGGCAGCUGACGAUACUGCAGUGCUCACAUGGGACAAGUUAAAAUCAUUCAAAGACCCCAGACGGUGACUGGUCCACUUUAACUAUAUUCAACAGUGUCCUGCUCUGUGUGUUGACAGGAAUGUAAAGGCCUUCAAUAGGUGCCAGUUGGGCUGUCCGUGUGAAAGUCACUGGAAACGUGGUCUAUUGUCACAUUUCUCUAAAGUUGCAAAGUUUGCAUUCAUCAGAUAAAAUGGAAAGCAUCUGUAUUGAGUUGUAGUGGUUUUGGUGCUUAGUGUCCUUUUUAAGCUCUUGAACUGUCACAACUAGAGUAUAAUCAAGAAAUUUUAUUCUGUCUGGGAUGCACACACAUUUGCAUAAAACUGUAUUUGGCAAUUCCACAUGUAAUUUCAAUAAUGAAGAAAAUUUUUAGCUUACAAUUUAGGACAGUUCGGUUUUCAUUCUUGUGUUACUUUCAUGCAUAAAAAAAAUCUUUAUUUAAGGUUUAUUUCCUCUUUCAUUUCCAGACAUUAUACGUCAUUGAUGAAGGCUGAAAACAUGUCUACCAAUCAGGUACGUACGGCCCGUGAAUUCGGGCAGCCCCAACAUGACCCUUGUGUUCUGUGUUCCCUUAACUGAUCUAGUUCUAAAUCCACUAGACUCCAAAGUUCUGAAACUGUCCAAAAAAUAGUGCAACCUUGACGUAGAAUUAAUAUACUUUCACUAAAAUGAGAAUUGACAAGGUCAUUGCACACUUUAUAGCCGGAUUAGAUUUAGUUUUUCCAUUGCAGCAGUUUUGCUGUCAAAUGCAGGGCUUUUAUUUUAUUUUUUUUGUGUGUUUUGAGUAGUGAUUUCUCACAGUACACAUCACACAUGUGAAGCCUGCAGUAACAGAAAUAGUGAAAUGAUCAGAGUACAUUGAAUAAGCACAAUUCUAUCACCAUAACACCCAGUAUUACUGGGGCCGAACUGGGAGUAUAACUCCCACCAAUCUCUGACAGACUGGGCAUGUAGGCUUUGGUGCUUCCCUGAGACAAAGAAAGCACAACCCUACCCAAAGCCAUAAAAUCCUGUAAUCUAACAAAGCUUAUUAAGGGAAGUGAGUGAUGUCUCCAUUAUUUCCCCAAUGUACACCUUUCACUGCUAUAUUGGGUAUCCAGUUACAGUGCUGCUGGAUUUGGUGAUGGGAAUUUAUCUUCCUGGCAGUCGAGAGAGAUCACAAAGGGGAUAUGUUGUCAAUGCAUGCCGCAAAUGUAGACACACUUUCUGGGAUAUCCUUGGACUCCCACAUGGUUUCCAGACUCUGCACGCUGGGAGGAUGUGAUGUAUUAUAAUUUCUCACCAGUGCUUUCUAUGCCAGACUCCGGCUCGUGGCAUGCAGACUUAGCCCAUUCCCUACUAACAGCAACAACAGAAAGCUGCAUUGCCUGAUCAUCUCUCCCUCCUCACCAUUCCCCAAGGUGACCUGUAGAGGGCAUUCUGGGCGUGUGAGACAAACUAAAACAGGUCUUGCUUAUAAACCUUUACUUUUGAUGUAAGCUUUUAUUUAUAUAUAUAUUCUCAUUCAAGAUCCUGCUCACUCCCUAAACAGCUACUUCAAAGGUCACAAAAUAUUAUUUUUUUCAAAAACACUUGACUUACAACAAAAAUAAUGGGAUUUAGUGUCAGUCUAUACAUAUAUAAUAUUUCUCGUCAUUUGUUUGUGAGCAGACUUGACUGCAAGUCAGCAACAUCUUGUGUCAAUCGUGAGCAAGACCUGCUCAGGUGCUGAUAAAGAUAACAUUUUGCUAUAUGUUCGUAAAUCAUAGUUAAAAUGGUUGUGUGAUAAAUGGUGCAUUAUGGCUGCUUGCUGCAGAUUAACCUGUACAUUCUUUAACGAUAACUGCUGGAUUUUUAUUUCCCUUUCUGCAGGAUGGCAAUGAUUCCGAUGAUUUUAUGUAACAGACUGAGAUCUCUUGUAAUCCCUGAACUAUUUUGGUUUUUUUCUUGGAUUUUGCUUCUCAAUGCCAAACUUAGAAAAUAAAUACAUUGUUAAACCCUCCAUGCAGCUCUUACUGCUACCUCCUCACAUCCAACUCCACGUGGAACAAGCAUGCAGUGUAUUCAAGGAGGGCUGAAGAAGACCUUACAUGUGGCAGGUAUCUCUAUGGAGAAUCUGAAGACGUCUUUUGAAGGUGGUUGUAUUCUCAGUUGCAGACUGACUUCAUACAUCCAUCCUUCCAGGAUCAUCCUACCAAUAUCUUCUUCUUGGGAACAAAGUAAAAGUUAAAAACAAACACUUUGCUUAAAACUUAGCAAAUAUGUUGCUGAAAGUAAUACCUAACCGUUGCCAGAUCUUCUCGAACAUUUUAAACUUUUUUAUUUUUUUGCUCCUUGAAUUUUUCAAUAUUAAAAAUGCAGAUCUAUUUUUUACGUCCUGCUAAUUUCUCCCCCUGUGCAUAUCUUCGACCCGCUCAGACUAUCAUGGAAUGAUAAAACAAGCAGGCUGGCAAAUAAAAGGAUUGCUAUAUAAAUCUCUGCUCGUAUUUUAUUUUAUUUUUUUAAAGCAUGGCAGGAGAAUAAUAGAUUUUGAUGGAGGCGGGGAAUGGCUGAAAAAAAAUCAACCUUGUAUUUGCCACUAAUGUUAGUCAUAUUGGAAUCUAGUUACUAAUUAAUGGGUUUGUACAUUGUUUAGGCAACUGGUUCUUUGGUGAAUUUGUUCUCCAUUCCAACGAGUCGGUAUACCUUACAAUGAGACUAUAAAUAUAUCUCCAGGCAUCAAAUAUGGGGAGAAAAGAAAAAUGAAACAUUUGUAUAGUCUUACCGUUUUUUGUUUUUUUUACAAAAGUGAAUUUAAAUUUCAAACUUACAGCCAAACUGGAGCAUAGAUUAUUUGGGGAAUGUUUACAGCUCGGUUACUUGGCCCUUCACAUAAUUACCCUGAAUUCUCGUUUACCAGAGAACCCUGCUGCGAUUAUACCUCACACAGUGCUCGUUUCUGUAGAAUUUACUCCUAUUGAAACAAUGAAGAUCAAAUACAACUUGUAUUCAUUUGUUUUCUUCAUGAGAUGCUCUGUUUUAAUUUAUAUUUGUUAGAAAUGAAAACAUAUACUGCUAACACUUUAGUGUCCCUGUCCUGUCCCCCCUGCUAUUUGCUGUGAAUACACCUUUUCCAGUGCAGAGUGUGCCAUAGAGCUGCUCACCUCUCUUCCUUCCAUGACCUCAUGGCUUCCUCUGGCGAUGGACCUAAUACGGCUUAUAAUUAAAGGUGUUAGGCACACAAUCAAUUCUUCUCUUAGGGAAUGAGCUUGCAUUGUGUCUCUUGGAUUUUACUCAGUCAGUGCAUCAGAGCCUCUGAUGGCUGUCUCCCAGUGGAUUUAACUUUGCAAUGUAAAUAUUGCAGCUACUAAAAUAACUAUAAUGUUUUACAUGAUGCGGUUAAGAGGACAGGACAACAUCAUUGAGAUGAAGACGUCUCAGUGGCUUCAGUGAUCAUUUAAAGACUUGUCAAAUUUCAUAAUAAUCCCAUUCUGACAAUAAAAGCCAGGGGGACGCAUUGCUAGGGAAAGGAAGGGAUAUAUACAUUUUCAUUAUUCCUUGUGUUAACGGACAUGUGUAAAGGACAAAGUUUAUAGCUGUGAUUGGCAGGGAGCUAAGAUGGAGGGUGUGGGGGAAAAAAACAUAUAUUUUUAUGGAGUUAUUGCAUGUUUUGGGGUCCCUGUGAUAUGUUUUAUAAUAUUGUAUUUUCCUGCCUGUGAUAAUUAAGUUAGUCUAUCGUGUUGAGAUAAUUAUAUCACAGGCAGAGGGGAGGAUUUCUGAUGUAAUGAAUGGGAGUGUUAGCUGUGUUGUAAUGUGUUGAUUAUUUGUUCUUCAAAACCCUGUGGGCAGUACUAUGUUUGUAGAAUGUGAAUAAAAGAGGCUGUAUGUGCCAGUACAGUCAGAUCUUCUUGACCCUCAA
Messenger RNA from Pelobates cultripes (western spadefoot toad), 28903 nucleotides. The record is from the annotation of a GenBank genome assembly. Lineage: Eukaryota; Metazoa; Chordata; Amphibia; Anura; Pelobatidae.